ACGUUAACACUGACGUAUGUCCUUUCAGUGCAGUGAGGCGCUAAGCUAACUUGUGUGUCGUAGAUCGUUGCAGUGUUUAAUUUGGGGUGAAACAGACCUGGCCCGUGUAGAAUACCUCGUUAUAAUUGUAUCGUAUUUGUCUGGAAUGUAUGGAUGGAUACGUGACGGAAUUUCAUCACUGUUUGAGCCCGUUACGGGGCAAAACCCCACCGAGUGGCCCGGGAAAGGAAACGGCAGAGAGUCACUCACGCCGACGAGGAGGGUACAGCGGCCUGAGAGUCACUGCAGACCGGCCAAACGGACUUAUCAAAGUGUUGACAGUGUUUGUCAAAGCGAGCAGGUAGAGGUGAAAAGACGCAGGCGAGAUGUAGUUAUUAGUUUUGUGAAGAAGACUGUGACCGGGGUAGCAAGUCUGCUUAGACUGCGUAAUCCGCUGACAACCAGCUCUGAGGAGCACAGACAGUAUGAAGAGACCCAGCCAGUCACUCUGAUGGGGAUAGAUGAGCUCCACAGCUCAUGGAUGAACAGUGCUGAUUGGAGGAUGGAUAAACCUGUGGGUGGAGUCACUGAGGGGGAGAAAGGUGGUAAAAACCCCUAUCAGAGCUCCUUACCUCCUUUGAUGAGGAGAUAUCGUGCUGACAGGGAGAGACAGGGUUCCAUCCAGCUGCUGCCCUCUCGGCCUGCUGUGAGGUUGGGAACCACAAACUUUGAUCCCGCCUGCAGCAGCUCUGGACACAAUCGCUGCCAUAAGCCCAGUCUCACUGUCGAAGAGGCGAUAAAGCAGAAUAAUAAAGAGCACUACAGGCGCUUACUGGAGAUGGUGACUGAGAAAUACAGCAAAAGUCAGCCCCUGCCUUUUAACCAAGCAAAGCCACAAGAAGACAUAUUGCAAACUGAACACAGAACGAAGGUCCCAGGAAGUGUCUUUGAAUCAUCAUCCACGAAGAUGGGACACGCAGCUGCCCCAAGCAUGUUUACAUGGAGACAUCCAUCUUCAACUAAAGACAGGAGGAGUGGGUUGAUUUUCACUAAGACAUGCAGUGGUGCAUUUGAGGACACGCCACAUGUUAGAAACCCAAAGAAGCAAGCAGCAGAGUUGGACCUUUCUGCAGAGGUAGCUACUCGUCUUAGUCUAGCAGAGAGAGAAACUCCUGCCAUCACGUUGGUUGAUACACAUUCUGCUCAUGUAAGGCACAGUGAUGAGGACAUACCAAGACUAACUAAGGAAAUGGCAGCGGAGGUGAGUUGUGCUCUGGCUCAGAGUGAUCCAAACCUUGUUUUAAGUGCAGCAUUCAAACUAUGCAUCACACGACGAGACUUAUCUACUCUACAAGAAGGGGGCUGGCUCAACGAUGAGGUGAUGAACUUCUACCUUUCACUGGUGAUGGAGCGGUGCUCUGGUGAAACGCCAGGAUUAAAAGUUUACUCGUUCAGCACCUUCUUCUUACCUAAGCUGCAGGGUGGAAGCGGUGGACAGCCUGGAGGACACUCUGCUGUCAAACGCUGGACCAAAACUGUUGACAUCUUCCUCUAUGACCUUAUCCUAGUACCUCUGCACCUGGGUGUCCACUGGGCGAUAACUGUGAUAGACGUUAAAUUGAGAACAGUGAAGUCCUACGACUCAAUGGGCCAGAGACAUGAUGACAUUUGCAGUCUUUUACUCCUCUAUCUUAAGGAAGAGCACAGAGCAAAGAAGGGCAGAGAGCUUGACAGUGCCAAGUGGACUGUGGGUAGUAUGAAGGCCAGUGAGAUUCCCCAGCAAAAAAAUGGCAGCGACUGUGGAGUUUUUGCCUGUAAAUAUGCAGAAUACAUUGCAAAAGGAAAGCCUCUCACUUUCAAACAGUGCCACAUGCCUCUCUUCAGGAAGCUCAUCAUUUGGGAAAUCCUCAAUCAGAAGUUGCUGUAGAGGGUGACUAUAAUCUUCUGUCGGUCACUAUCCACCUAACAGCCCAGACUUGAUCUAGAGCAGCAACAUCUGUGCACGAUAACUGCUGGGCAGUGAAGAACUGAAUGGGCCAAAGAAUGGUAUUUUCUGACUGAACUCCAUUGCUGCGCAGCAGCAGCAGCAGUCUGGAAAAUCAAAGACUUGUCUUAAAAUUGUUUUAUCUUUCAGAGACAUUAACAGUUUUGUAAUCUCUAAAUUGUAAUUAGAGAGCUUAUUGGGGUGGAAGGAUUCAGGAAUGUAUGUUUUGCCCAUGCUUUGACACUACUGACUGAAUGCUUUGUUUAAUUGACUUUGGAUUAUGAGUCUUACUGUUUUUGGGGUUUUACCUGAAAGUGCCUUCAGCUGUUUGGAGUGGAAUUCAAAGCAAAGCAUUCUUUUGUCUGCAUUAAGAAACUGAGGAAUUUAAAUACUUCAGUGAGGUAUGCUGAAGGAAGUUGUUGCAGGUCAGCAAUUUUGACAAUAUUCCCCUUUCUCCCAUGUUUGUGAAC
Messenger RNA from Thalassophryne amazonica, 2433 nucleotides. RefSeq names its product SUMO specific peptidase 2 (gene senp2). The coding region runs from base 146 to 1906 and encodes 586 amino acids. Gene Ontology annotation, molecular function: deSUMOylase activity. Gene Ontology annotation, biological process: protein desumoylation. NCBI's taxonomy places the organism in Eukaryota, Metazoa, Chordata, Actinopteri, Batrachoidiformes, Batrachoididae. The transcript has 17 exons. Gene Ontology annotation, cellular component: nucleus. The record is from RefSeq and is a predicted model, not a curated record.